AUGGCCGCAGCUCUUCAGGACGUGGUGUCUGUGGUUGUCGAGGGGGGUGCUUCCAUGACGCCGAUGCAAGUCUUUGGAUGCCGCCCGGUCGCCGAACGUGAUUUGAUCUGGACAGAGCGGUCUGACUUGUGGUUGUCGUCAACGCGGACGUUUGCUGGGGUGACUCGCAAUGACGCGGCGCGAGUGACGGAGCGCAUGGCACGGCUGCGCGAGAUGUCGGAUUACGUCCUGUUGGACGCCAUCAGCGUGGGAACGUACUUGAAGAUGCUUCGAAGUGGCGGCCAUGAAGACUUGGAAAGGCACAUCCUUUGGAUAGUGUGCGCCUUCGAGCAACUUUGGGUGGCGGUGGCGCAACCAUUGGUGUUCACGGCCUUCAAGGGGCGUAUGAAGGCCCAGUGCCCUGGAUGGGUCGUGGACAUGGGGUUGAUUGCUCGACGAGGAGACGAGACGAUGUUGGAGUACAUCAGCAUUUUCGUCUUCUCGUUGGUGGGGCGAGGACGGGGUGGUCGGAACGGGAAGUGGCCGACGACGACUACGGAGUUGGCCAAUGCGCUGACUAACGUCGCGAUGAACCGUCACGGGAAGUACCAUCGUCUUCAAGGCGCCGUCGUCGCACGGAUCGCGACGCGCGUAGCAUGGCGGCGCGAUCAUGAGUUGCGGCAAAUCGACGACCUGAUUGCGUCCACCGAACGUCGACGAGUCGGUUGGGCUCCUGCGCGGCGGUUGGAAGACCGCGAGAGGGAAGACAGUCGGUCGACUGCGUGGGCGGCCGCGCCGGCAAGUCGGAAGGCGGCACGAUACUUUGAAGUGCAGGGGGAUCCAUAUGCGGGGUAUUAUCCCGCUCCGGCGCCGUUGCCGAACUUCGUCGGCCAAGAGGAGGACGGUGAAGAAGAGGAGCCGCGGGACGCGAGCGAGUGCUUCCAUCGUUGCAUCGUCGUUGGUAGAAGAAGUGUUAGGUAA
Molecule: messenger RNA, 960 nt
Organism: Aphanomyces invadans
Lineage: Eukaryota; Oomycota; Saprolegniomycetes; Saprolegniales; Verrucalvaceae
Exons: 2
Coding region: 1-960 (319 amino acids)
Source: RefSeq, a predicted model, not a curated record